GUUUGCCCGUGUUGGCUUUAAUCCACGGCGGUGGUUUUAUUCUCUACUGUUUGCUGCUAGCGCUGUUCGUCUGGGAACUCGAGAGAUCGCUGGGGACGCGGGGGUGAACCAUCUUUUCCACUUUUGGUGCACCAUGGAGAUAAAGCGGACUCUGCUGCUGUUCUCCUUGGCCUUGGUCCUAUCAUCUGUUAUUGCAGAAGGUCCACAUACAUGCCCAGCUAAUCUCGAGGCCAAGUGUGAUGGUGGUUCUUCAGAUGGCUGGGAAGGCGAGUUCUUCCCAGGCAUUCCAAAAAUCAAAUAUGAAGGUCCAACCAGCAAAAAUCCACUUUCUUAUAAGUGGUAUAAUGCUGAGGAAGAGAUACUUGGAAAGAAAAUGAAGGAUUGGUUGCGAUUUAGUGUUGCCUUUUGGCACACCUUUCGUGGGACUGGUGCUGAUCCUUUUGGUGCCCCAACAAAAUCAUGGCCAUGGGAGGAUGGUACAAAUUCUGUAGCCAUGGCCAAAAGACGAAUGAGAGCACACUUUGAAUUCAUGGACAAACUUGGAGUUGAUAGGUGGUGUUUUCACGAUAGAGAUAUAGCUCCAGAUGGUAAAACACUUGCGGAAACUAAUGCAAACUUGGAUGAAGUGGUAGCUCUUGCCAAGGAACUUCAGGAGGGAACUAAAAUUAAACCUUUGUGGGGCACAGCGCAACUUUUCUUGCAUCCUCGCUACAUGCAUGGAGCAGCUACUAGCUCAGAGGUUGGAGUUUACGCUUAUGCGGCUGCUCAAGUCAAGAAGGCCAUUGAGGUAACAUACUACCUAGGAGGAGAGAACUAUGUUUUUUGGGGUGGACGUGAAGGGUAUCAGUCACUUCUUAACACUGAUAUGCAAAGAGAGCUUGAUCACUUGGCAAGAUUUCUUCAAGCUGCUGUUGAUUACAAGAAGAAGAUAGGGUUCAAUGGAACUCUGCUGAUUGAGCCCAAACCACAAGAACCGACAAAGCACCAAUAUGACUGGGAUGCUGCAACGGCCUUUGCUUUCCUUCAAAAGUAUGGCCUUAUAGGAGAGUUCAAGCUGAAUAUUGAAUGUAACCAUGCUACUUUGUCUGGUCAUAGCUGUCAUCAUGAGCUUGAAACUGCAAGGAUAAAUGGAUUACUUGGAAAUAUCGAUGCAAAUACUGGUGAUCCUCAGAUUGGUUGGGACACAGAUCAGUUCCUUACAGACAUUGGAGAGGCAACCUUAGUUAUGUUAAGUGUUGUGAGAAAUGGAGGACUUGCACCUGGUGGAUUUAACUUUGAUGCAAAACUGCGGAGAGAGAGCACUGAUGUUGAGGACAUGUUCAUUGCUCAUAUUUCUGGAAUGGACACAUUAGCCCGUGGACUCCGAAAUGUUCAAAAAUUAACCGAGGAUGGUUCCCUGGCAGAGCUUGUCCGCAAGCGCUACCAAAGUUUUGACACAGAGAUUGGGUCUUUAAUUGAGGCUGGCAAAGCCGACUUCGAGACACUUGAAAAGCAGGCCAUGGAAUGGGAUGAACCUUCUGUUCCAUCCGGAAAGCAGGAACUCGCGGAGAUGAUAUUCCAAUCUGCACUAUAGAUUAUUAGGUACUUUCAACUUUUGUCAUGGGAGAUCAGAUUCGUAUAAUAAGAACACUUCCAUGACUUCCAAGUAUUGUACAGCGUAGUCUAGAAAUAAAAGUUGCAACCUUUGUACACUCAAAUUACCGGCUCCCGGGAAAACAACUUGAUUUUUGCCAAUCAGUGACGCUUGUGAUUUUGCAAGAGAUAGAUGUGAUAUCUCCAUAUUAGGGGUUCAAUUAUUUUCUGUUUAAUUUGGUUUAGCUCAACAUAUUAGUUUAUCA
Messenger RNA from Musa acuminata subsp. malaccensis (wild Malaysian banana), 1838 nucleotides. RefSeq names its product xylose isomerase. NCBI's taxonomy places the organism in Eukaryota, Viridiplantae, Streptophyta, Magnoliopsida, Zingiberales, Musaceae. The record is from RefSeq and is a predicted model, not a curated record. Gene Ontology annotation, biological process: carbohydrate metabolic process. Gene Ontology annotation, molecular function: xylose isomerase activity.